Durusdinium trenchii is the source of this 1265-nucleotide messenger RNA. The record is from the annotation of a GenBank genome assembly. Lineage: Eukaryota; Dinophyceae; Suessiales; Symbiodiniaceae.
GACCUGUUGGAGGGUGCUGGUAUAGAAGAAAUUAUGUAAUGGUUAUUAAGAGUUGAUCAACAUAGAUUCGAUUUGGGAGCCAGCGCCAAAACUUAUUCCGAACACUUCCUGCUUUUGUUCUUGUUUCGAUCUUUAGAUCGCACAAUGCAAGUCAUGUUUGUUUGUGGCGUCUCGGUGGGGGCGUCUCUGGGGGUGUCUCGUCCCGCCCAAGCGCCCGCUGGUCGUGGACUCAUGGCUCAAGUGUUCGAGCCACACAUGGAACACGGCCAGGCCCGGCAACGGCCAGGGGCCAGGGCCCAAGUCAUUCGUGAACACAGAGGACCAAUGAUAUAUUGCAGCUGUAGACGUGAAGUCCGUCCGGUGUCCACCAUGUUUCAGAGGUGAAAAGGCUAUUUUGGGGGGUCCAGCCAAUCCUUUGGAGUCGUUCUAUUUUUGGGGCUGGAUUCGACCAUGCCAGUGCAGCACGGACCGGUGACCUGUGGUUGGUUGUUGGCGAACGUGUCACCUGUCGGUGAUCGCUUGGUUGGAUGCUCAUUUUGCUUUGGCGGGUGAAAGUCAGCCCGAGAUCAUCGGUAGACAUGCCCACCAUGCAGGCCCUUUUUGCCAUGCCCCACGUGAAAGCCCUUCUCGCCCCAGGCGUCAUGGAGGGGCAGCGCGCCAGUUAUGGGGCGCAGCACGUCCCGGGUCUCACGGACCAACGCUUCGAGGGGCAAAUUGUGAGGUAUUUGCCCGACAAGGGCUACGGCUUCAUCAGGUGUCAAGAGUUGCGACAAAGUCGCUAUCCCGACCGGGAUAUAUUUCUGCAUCAGAAGCAGCUGGGGAACUUGAAAGAGGGCGACGCCGUGAGCUUCGGGAUCCUGCUGAAUCGCGACGGCAAGCCCACGGCCACCGAGCUUGCCUACUUGAACGGUGGCGGCCAGCAACAACAACAGCAGCCGCAGCAGUACCAGCAGCAGUACGACCAGCAGUACCAGCAGCAGUACUCGCAACAGUACCAACAGCAGCCGCAGCAGCAGCAACAGUACGAGCAGCAGUACCAACAACAGUACCAGCAGUACCCACCGCAGUACCAGCAGCAGUCGCAAGACCACUAUGGCAUGCAGGGCAUGCAAGCUUUUGGUGGCCAGGAACAGGCGGCCGCCUGGGAGCCGCAGGAGGAAGAAGGCACUCACGAAGUGGAAGUGCCCAAGGAUGUGGUGUCCCAGCUGGAGGGAGGGUUCGAGGACCGAGGAAUCGUUCCUGGUGCACAGCAGGGCACAGCUUAA